AUGAAGAUCCCACCAUCAUUCCUUCUAUUAUCUAUUGCAAGUUUAACAUCGAUUAGGGAGAUCGCAGCCCAAUGUUAUGACUACACGGAUGCGUUGGAUCUAAACGCAAGGAUUCCAACAUCAUGUAAACUGGUCGAUAAGAUUGAAAUACCAACGCCUCCAACAAAAGCUCCAGCCGAAUCAAGUAAAUUUAUAAUCGAUUAUAAAUGCGAAAUUCAAACCAAUCAAGAUUUAUGUGCAAGAGCGCAACGAUCGAUACAAAAGGUCUGUGAAAUUUUAACGGAAAACCUGAGUUUAAGGAAGAACAUUAAUGUCGAUGUCUCAUUGAAAGAUUUAUGCCCUACCGAUGCUCAACAAUCAUGUAAUGAAUUAGGCGGCGCGGAAUUUGCCAGAACCAUGGAACUUUUGGAUGAUGAUGACAUUAUUCGAGAAUAUCCAACAGCGCUUGUAAAGCAAUUUGAUUGUGAUCAACAUUAUGAAUUUGGUGAUGUUGAUAUACGCGCUGUGUUUAAUGGAGGGAAUGCUACUUCGUUAUGGUUUGAGGGGGAUCCACAGAUCACAUCGGAUCAAAUAGAUUUUAGAAGGUUAGUUUUAAAGAAAUUUAUUAACGCGUUAGGAGUAAAAACUAGUUGGAUAGAACAACCGAUCUUUGAUAAAGUAAGCCCUACAAUUUUAACGCCACAACUAACCUUGUCACAAGAAAAUGGUGGUGACUUUGAGUUUAAAGGAUUUAAAGAAUACGCUUAUGAUAAAUAUAUAAUAUUUCGUGGUAAAGAACUUCAAUCAAUUCAUGAUGCUGCAAAAUCACUUGACGAAUUCGUUAAAGAACCGGAUGUUAAAUUUAAAGAUCAAGAAGAAUUUAUUGCACAAUUAGUUAAAUCACCACAAAUUGAAGCGGUUCAAAGGAUGGCAAAUGUCAGCGUUAAUCCAUUUACAUUAGGGUUUCUGCCAAGAGGGGCCAAAUCUGAUGAUGAUGUGAUCGUUUUAGAAACUUCAUUCAAUCCUUAUCAAAAUGAUGUUAGUAUGAAUAAUUUUGAUGCAAGCAUUUAUGCUGACACCGAGGAUUUCUUAAUGGUUUCAACUUUAACAAGCGGAAAGACGCUAGAAGAUUCCAUGGGGAAAUUUCUGAGUCCACUUGGUCCUAGAUUAAUUUCUUUAUUGGAAACUUUGGGAUAUCCUACUAAUAAUUUACCAGAAAAUGAUUUCAAAACUAAUACGGAAGUUAUUUUAACAAAGACUACGUAUGUUGUAACAGAGAUCAAAACCGUGUCUAAAAGUGUUGUUACCGUAAUCGAAAUUGUUACUGGUCCACCACCACAACAAACGCUACCACCAAUAAAUAAUAAUCCUUCCCAAGAAGAUGAUAAUAAUGAUGUUAUAGAUAAUUUCGGUCAAGAUAUUUUCAAUUCUUCUUCAUUUAAUAUUCAAAAUAAUCUUGCUUUAAUGUUUAUUGCUUUAGAGACUUCCGGAAAGCCUCCCAUUGAUUCCAUAAUAGUAGAUGCAACGUGUUGGGAACAUCCGAAUCCAAUCAAGCCAUUCGAGAAAAAAAUCUCUUCAAUAUGUGGUUUACAAAAAAAGACAAAAGACAAACUGAAGGCAGAAGUAGGCAAAGAAUCACAAAAAGAUGAAGUUCAUUCCUUGGCGGCAAAUGAAGCAUUUAAAUUCGAUUUCUCUUGCGGAGUUCCUGAUAAGGCUUUAUGUACCAAAGCGGAAAAUGCAUUCAAGGCGGCAGGGGAAAUAAUAGCGAACGUAAUCAACCUGGUUACCCCGGUAACGGUUAAUGCCACUUUCACCGAUUUUUGCAAAGCCCUUAAUGAAUGUGACGGUUCGAUCCUUGGAGCGGCGAGCGCGGCAAGGUCGAUCCCUUUGCUAGACGAUGAUAAAGUGGUUAGGCAAUAUCCGCAAGCGUUGGCAAAACAAUUUUUGUUGGAUCCAACACCUCAGUGGGGACCUUUUGACAUUCAAGCGUUCUUUAAUGCUCAAGCGGACUUAUUCUUUAAAGGGGACGGUGUGAUUAAAAAAAAUCAAUUCGAUUUCGAAUAUAUCAUUUUACAUGAGCUCAUUCAUGGUCUUGGUUUCGCUUCCGCAUGGAACAAUUACUUUUCCGAACAACCUGUUGCCUUAACCCCUGAUCCAAAUUUUCUUGAGAUGAUAACGGAAUUAAGUCAACCCGUAAAAUUCACGGGAUUUGAAGAAAACGCGUUUGAUAAAUAUAUGGUAAACACCAGAGUGAAAGGAACCCCAAAGAGGAUGACGGAAUUUACAAACGAAAUAAAUAGUUUUGCCGAGAUUGGAACCGAUUUCCCAUCCGUACAAGCUCUAUUAAACGCGUUCGGAGAUUCUAAACAAUUUCAAACUUCCAGUCAAUUAAUCCUUGAUGGUCAAACUCCAAAGACCAUGGCCUUUCAACCUCGUAACGCUAGCUCAAAUGAUUUGGUUUUCUUGGAGACGAAUCUCAAACCUUUUCGAAUUGGUUCAUCGAUUUCUCAUAUGGAUAUAAAAACUUUUGAUAGUGAUCCGGACUUUUUGGAGGUUUUUAACGCCAAACCGGGUCAAACCUUGGAUCAAGUUCUUAAGGCUACCGGUGGAAAAGCUCCUAUUGGUCCAAAAUUAAAAAGUGUUUUGGAGACCUUGGGAUACGCCACGAAUGAGAAUCCAAAUCCUUAUAGACCGACAUUACCAAGCGAAUCUCAGGUUACACCGAGUCCGAUUCCUAUUGGGAAGUCUACGAAUAAUCAAUCCUCCUCCGCCACAUCAUUGACGUCUAGCUUUAACGUUCUAUCUUUAUUUGUCAUCGUAGCCUUCACUUUAUCAUUUUAG
Messenger RNA from Funneliformis caledonium, 2820 nucleotides. The record is from the annotation of a GenBank genome assembly. Lineage: Eukaryota; Fungi; Glomeromycota; Glomeromycetes; Glomerales; Glomeraceae.